CCUCACAUUUCAGUCCACAAGAACAAUGGCUCGCGUUCUCUCACUGGUGUGCCUUUUGGCGGUGGCCUGCCUGGCCCUGCUGUGUGGCUGUGAGGCCUCCUACCCUCUGGCCGUCUCACACGGACACGGGUACUACCCGUACAGCUACAAGUACCCUGGCUACGGGUACAACACUGGUAAACAUGGCUAUGGUUCCUAUGGUUACGCUGGCCAUGGAUACCCUGUUCGUGGCUAUAAUAGCCACUACAGUUACCCAGCUCACGGCUAUGGUAGUCACUACAGUUACCCCUUGUACAGCCAUCAAGGAUAUGGAUAUGGCUACAACCACGGGCAGACGUUCAUUUCCCGUUGUUGUAUGGCCGAGCAGCUGACCUUAAGGAAGCCGGCCUCUAUGCCGGAUGACGAAUGCAGCAUCGUGCUGCGCCGCAGCAGACGACGCAGCGCCACGCCCCCACCGGCCUAG
This is a messenger RNA of Schistocerca nitens (vagrant locust), 463 nucleotides long. Its product is annotated as prisilkin-39-like. Bases 26 to 463 code for a protein of 145 amino acids. Lineage: Eukaryota; Metazoa; Arthropoda; Insecta; Orthoptera; Acrididae. The transcript is spliced from 4 exons. The record is from RefSeq and is a predicted model, not a curated record.